Messenger RNA from Bacidia gigantensis, 1518 nucleotides. RefSeq lists its product as uncharacterized. The transcript has 2 exons. NCBI's taxonomy places the organism in Eukaryota, Fungi, Ascomycota, Lecanoromycetes, Lecanorales, Ramalinaceae. The record is from RefSeq and is a predicted model, not a curated record. The coding region runs from base 1 to 1518 and encodes 505 amino acids.
AUGCGACCAAAAAGGGUUGCUAGGAAACUAGAAAAGCAGGCAGAACCUGAAGGAGCUAUCAAGGAGACCAAAGUUUUCGCGUCAGGCAACAACAACAUCACCCAAGCCAAAAUAACUACAGAAUAUUUUGCAGAUGCAGAAAAGGAUGCUCAUCCGGCUCACUUUGAGCUAGCUGCUGCUUCGAGAGAGAACCUAGAGCCAAACUAUGGCUUUCGUCGGUCGUCUCGAGUCAGACCGCACGGCUACCAUCCUAACUAUAAUACGCGAUUUCACCCUGCUGACGCCGUCUUGAAACCCGCUCACGCGGCCAAAUUUCUCAACUUAGUUUCUGAGGCUCCGCCUACGGUAGCUCGAGAUAUACCAGUAUCAAAACAGCAGAUCUUCCAACUUCAGGAGUCCGGUCCAGAACAGACUCCUCCCAAUACCGACAUGGACUUCUCGGACUCUCAAAUUCAUUUUGGAGCAGACGUGACACUUGCUGGUUUCAAACAUCCUCAUUGUGAGCUGGUAGCUGAUUACAAUAAUUUGACGGAUUACGAUAGGUGCCUGUACACGCUCCAGAUGGGAGCACCUUUAGAGAGUGAGUACUUGCCACUUGGUUGGCCGCAAGUACUGCAAACGAUGUGGGAUUUCGGCUUUAUUACGUAUGAUGAAUUCCAAGACCCUGAAUUGAUUGAGCAGACAAUUGCUCGGUACCAAGGCUUGCAAACUAGCAUGCGAACGUUCUUUCAGUCUCGGCCCGAAGGCUCUAGUCGAAAAAACUGGAUCAUGUUCAAGCCAGAGGGUCUUGACGUGUAUAAAUGCGCUAGGGGUGACAAGUACUGGCCAAAAUUCAUCAACAGUGUUGCCCAACCCACACGAGCAUCUCUUGGGAAUGAACAGAGUGCAGUCAGUACACAUCCAGCCAAGAAACCCAGAAUCGCCAUAAACCCAGAAAUUACGUCGCAUAAUUUAGGUGACUUAGCUCUUUUCGAAGCGAACCAGAGGCCUUGCGUCACUGCCCUUACUGCUGUACCGUCCCCGGUGGAUGGAGAUAUAGAAGAGUGUCAAAGUCCGCAGAUGGACCUCGAGUUCCUCAACAGUCUCUUCAGUAGCCAAGAAGCAGUAGAAGACACAUCAACAGACUCCACUCGGUUACGUGAACACCAACCUUCUCCGACUGGUACUGAUACUACGGUGGCCUCGAUACAGACUACUUUCCUAACAGAUACCGCAAUCCCUUCACGCUGGUUCGCAAGCCUGACACACUGCCAGCCUCAAAGAACCAGGCCAUUGAUGAAGGGUGCGAAUGAACAGUCGACCGAGUCAGCAUUUCACAUACAUGAAGACACGGAACCUCGUACACUUCUAGGAUAUGACCGCAAAAUGUCCUUUCAAGCGUCAAGUUGCGUGGACCACCCGAAAGAGAACAUACCAUCGUCACAAGAGAACGUUGAGGACCAAAGUCCGCCUCCCGCAAGUCCAUUGCCAGCGAUGGGGUAUAGCAGUGUCUUUGGUUUAGAUCAAUCGAUCUUCUGA